AUGACGGCUUAUAAUGUAUUAUAUAUAAAGAGCUAUGAAAACAAGAAGUGCUCUCUCGAUGUUCUGAACUGUGUCAAUCAUAUUCAGAAAUCAUUAGAUCGUGAGAUGGCUCUUAAAGGUUCUAGUUAUUUAGCUGGAUUAUUUCGUCUAACUCCUCAGAUACAGUCAGGGGUUUUUGAAGCCAAACAACCAAAACCGAAAACAUCUUACGAGUCAAUACAACACAACGAAAGUCAAACGACCUUUUAUCGUAGUAUUCCGUCCAUAUCUGAUGACCCGAAUUCCCAAGAAUCCUUACAAAUAACUUCUCCUGAGGCCCAAAAUGUAUUCAAUGAAAAGAUUCCAUUAUGUAUCAUUACACAAAUUGAUAGAAAUCUACCAUGUGCUAAAACAAUGAGAUCUGAAUAUCAUCAUCAGCAAGCAUCAACAUCUCAUUCUACAUAUGAGAAUAGAGAUUAUACAAAUACUUGUCGUUCUUUAUUAUCAAUAUCUAGUAACAGAGAAAUUAGCGAUAUUGCACCAUCCGUUUUAAAGACACGAAAACACAAGUUGUUAGUUGAAUAUCAAGAAGCGAUGGAACCAAUAACUUCUAUUGAUAUCCCAUUGGAAUAUGAAGAGAAACUUAUUUCUUUAUUGAAAUAA
Molecule: messenger RNA, 642 nt
Organism: Schistosoma mattheei
Lineage: Eukaryota; Metazoa; Platyhelminthes; Trematoda; Strigeidida; Schistosomatidae
Source: the annotation of a GenBank genome assembly